AUGCUCAGUAAGCUUCUUGUCGGCCUCUUGGUCGCACGCGCCUGGGCCUUCAGCUUCCAGCACCCAGCCAUGUCGCUUGGCCGCGCCAAAGAUGUGGUAGGGAGUCCAGACAGCACCAAGAUCAACCGUUCAGUGGAUGAUCCGACCGCCCUCCCUUUCCGCAUCUCCAACGGUUCCAGCAUCAUAAUCACUGUUCCUGCUCUGGCAACCACAGAGGACGGCGAUCAUUUCACAGUUGAGAAGGCCAAUGGAUCCAUCACUCAUUGUGGAGGCUCCGUUUACGAUUCCGUUCACACAUCUACCGAAUCCCCUCUUGUGUCUGACUGCACUGCUCUCUUGGAAUACUUUGAUGCUGAGGACAGACGGUGGUUCCUGAAUCCCGCUGAGGACUACCCGAAGCUCUUCACCCUCGCAUCAACUGGCUCCUGUGCAGUCAAGGCCCUCGUAUACGACCAGACAUACAUCGGAAACGGUGAUGGAGCAGCAAUUCUCCGCCGCGCCUUUGACCUUGGCAAUUCUGUCGUUGACGGACGCAUUGAGGCUCGCGGAAACAAGUACUGCGACGAAUGCUUUCAAGACUGUAGCGGUUUCCGCACCCAGACUCCCACCCAGUGGCAAGUUGAAGACCCGCAUAAACCAGACCCCAACGCCGAGGAGAAGUCGGAAGUAGAAGACUGGGGUCUCAAAGGAAAGAACAGCAACGAUACCGCACCAGACAACAGUGCACGCAGCAUCGUCAGCAGCAAAGCCAAGCUCCUAGGAACGCGCGAAGACCACACCACUUGGACAGACCAUGUCUUAAAAACUAAUGAUGGAAAAGAGGUCACUUUACAGGUCAAUGCAGCAGUCAUGCGAUCAGAAAUGGUCCCCGGCGACGGCGGUGCUGAAAGCAACGACAGAGUCACUUAUGUCCCGACCGAGAAAUCCUCGACCAGAUGUCACCCCAUUACUGCCCAGAAACAGACAAAAGAUCUGCUGGCUCGAACCGACGACUGCCGCGAACUUGUGUCAGUCCUCGCACACUCAGCGUGGAACGGGUACUGGCUUUUCUCCCACGACGACGUUCAAUGGUGUCACAAAGGAUUUGGUACGGCUAUCAUUCAGCUCGGUACUUGUGUUUUCUCGGCAUGCCCUGUCGCCAGGAUUGGAAUGGGAAACGAGGACAUCAAACGGUUCAUCCAGAGCGGCAUCGACAAAGUCGCCGGUGGCGACAAUAUGAGGGUCACAGGAGAGGGCGGGUGUGAGCUUGAGAGCAAACGGGACUGGAAGUUCGAGACAGAAUGGAUGGUCUUCGCCAAGGCCUCCCCCGUCCAGGUCUGA
Verticillium nonalfalfae is the source of this 1320-nucleotide messenger RNA. RefSeq lists its product as uncharacterized. The record is from RefSeq and is a predicted model, not a curated record. The coding region runs from base 1 to 1320 and encodes 439 amino acids. The transcript has a single exon. Lineage: Eukaryota; Fungi; Ascomycota; Sordariomycetes; Glomerellales; Plectosphaerellaceae.